Cryptococcus wingfieldii CBS 7118 is the source of this 2085-nucleotide messenger RNA. RefSeq lists its product as hypothetical. Bases 1 to 2085 code for a protein of 694 amino acids. The transcript has a single exon. NCBI's taxonomy places the organism in Eukaryota, Fungi, Basidiomycota, Tremellomycetes, Tremellales, Cryptococcaceae. The record is from RefSeq and is a predicted model, not a curated record.
AUGUCUGCCCACUCGCCCCAGUACAUCCACGGCUUCUCCCCCAUCGCCUCUUCCUACCCAUCGCCCACCUCCCCCCACUCCUACACCUGCUGGCCUAUCGAACCCGGCACCCUCUCCUUCCCCAAAGUGCCCAUACCCACGUCGACGACCGUGUCAACAGAUUCCGAGGCGGGCGCGUUUUCUUCAGACUGGCACAGCCCUUGCCCUGGCGAGAAUGCAGCGGCCAGGAGCGAUGCACAGAGCCCAAGCCUGAUCAGUACGCUCUUCUCGACGGGGAGGUCCAGGCAAACGUCUUCGACGGCAUCGACAUCCGGCUGGCCUACGCCCAUUACGCCUUCUACUACCGGCGGCGUUUUCAGCGCCUCGGAAAAACCCACAAAACCCAUCUUGCGACGAGAUACCUUCUCCACGAGCGGCGAGGAGGGCGGGCGAGACUUUUUCCAGGGGUUUGAUCUGAGUGUGCCGCCGAAAGUGUUGGAAGAAGGGCACGAGGGCGCGGGGAGGGUGGUGAAAAAGAGACCGUCGGUGCUCAAAUUCGCCGUCAAGCCGUAUCUCCCUCCAUCGCCGACUUCGAAAAGCCCCUAUGCCCCAUCAUCAUCGCGCUCUAGAUCACGCUCGACAUCGACCUCUUUUUCGGGUCUUUCUUCCGGCGGCCAGGCGUAUGGCGGACGGUCCCCUGCGCCUCCUCGCGUUUUGGGCUCCGCCUUUGACGACGAGUACGAUGAAGACGACGAUCAGGACGAAGACGAGGAGGAGGAUGAAGAUGAGGAAGAGGAAGAGUUUGUCGAGUCGCCGAUAGCCAUCCCGGGGCAUGAAUCCGACUCUGACGAGGGGUACGUCGAAGACGAAGAAGACGGCUUCACCUCAGACGAAGAAGAUCCCAGCACGAAUACCUUUACCCUCUUUCCCAAGUUUACCAAUCGCUUCACGCCUUUUGCCCAGCCUGCAGCAUCCAGCUCGGGCCACGCGCAUACUUCAUCGCAAGCUACUUUUCAAGGCAGCUCUACCCCACGCCGCCGGGGGCGCACUUUGCACCCUUGUCCACCGAGUACGGACGACUGCGACAAUGCCGACGUUUCUGUCCCGUUUUCGGGGAGAAAAAAGCGUUCGAUAUCGAUCGUCACCGACAAACCAUCCACCGCGCGGUGUACGAGACAUCGAUCACCUCCCCCUCCUUCGUCCACCACAGCCGCAACAAGAGAAGGCGGCGGCCUGCCAAAAGCGCCGCCUGCUGCUAGAUCACCCUCUGCCGCCGAACUCUGUAGGCGAAGAGGCAGCAAUGCCGCGCCCAUGUCCGCUGCCCCCUACCCCGGUGGCUCGCCCUCGAAAAUACGACUGCCCCAACCGCAGAUCCAGACGAAAGGCUGGAAAUCCGACGACUCGGCGUUUUAUCCUUCUCGAAAAGAACCGCAAUCGGCGAGUGUCAUCGAGACGAGGAGGGAGCAGUUUCCUUCGCCUCCUCCGUCUUCUUUUGCUUUGCCUUUUGCGUCUGCGGCGGCGUCGAGAAGAGGUUCGGGGUCUGUUUCGGGUACGGGAAUGGGCGUGGGGUCGAGUACGUCCACGGGUUUGGGUAUAGUCAACAACAAACGACCUUCAUUACCUCCUUCCACCACCGCCCCCGCCGUCCCACGCCUCUCCACCACCACCACCAUCUCCACAUCCACAGCACCCCCGCGCAAAGCGAGCUUGCCGUUACCGAGCGGUGGUAUCCUCCGCAGCGCAUCCGACUUUGCCCAACCCUCACCCCUCGCUACAGCGACAGGGACAGGGACGACGUCCAUCCUCUCCCCCUCGUCGGCGGCUUCCACCGUCCACCCGCAUUCGGGGCAUGGGAGGGAGAGAGCCAUCACGAUCAGUACCGGAUCUGGACCCAAAGACGGGUCGGACGGGGCGGAUCGGGUAAGGAUGUCAAGAGGAGAAGGCGUGUCGAGGAGUUUUGAUGGGGGGUUCAUGGGUGAGAUGGAUGUUGCGCUUGCACUUCAAGAACCGGCGCAUUCGGCGCAUUCAACACCUUUGGACAGGGGGAUAGGACAAGAGAGGGCGUUGGGCGAGUUGGAUGAGAGGAUGGAGGUUGUGCAAUUCUGA